AUGGCGGCAAUGGCGUGCACAUCGCCGCACCGGAGCGCAGCAGCACAGCCCCCGAGUCAACGGCAGCAGCAGCAGGGGCAGCAGCUGACGGCGGCGCCGCACCGGCGGCGCCAGCGGCGGCAGGCGACGCGCCGCCAAACCGCGUGCCAGGCGGGGAGCGCGGCGCAGAGCGCGGCGCCCUUCCCCGGGGACUACAACCAGGCAGUGCGGCAGGCGCAGGGCGCGGCGGCGGCGGCGCUGGCCGACGGCGCCAGCCUGGUAGAGGUGGAGUUCCCCACAGCCUCGCUGGUGGCGGUGGCGGGAGACGCCGAGGGCGCCAACGAGAUGACCUACUCCCUGCAGCACCUGCGCCAGUUCAUGCGGGGCUGGAAGGACCAGGCGGGCACCACUCGCAUCUUCUUCCCAGACCCCACGGAGCUCAAAGUGGCGCUCAAGGGAAAAGCCAUGGACCCCAACGCCGGCUCUUGGACCAUAGACCCUGUGUUUGAGGGCACCGCCUUCAAGUUUGGCUACCUGAUGAAGCCGAACCCCUUCCUGGACAUGGGCAUCACCGUGGGCAAGAUCAACGCCGCCGACCAGCUGGACGGGCGGGAGCAGCUGCUGGUCAUGGCCUACCCGCACUUCAACCCCCAGGAGAUGCUGGAGGUGGCGGCGCUGCACGAGUACCUGGCGGCGCAGGCAGGCGGCAGGGAGGGUGCCACCCCCAUCAUCACCUUCAACGCCGAGCUGGACCGCAUCCGCACAGGCUACUACCCGCCCUUCUUCUACCCGGCCAUCGGCAAGAUCGCCAAGUCCCUGCUGCCGCAGUUCACAACCGCGUACUACAUCAAGAACUUCAAGGGCGCCACCGGCGGCUGCAUCUUCCGCUGCUACCCGAGCCCCUUCCAGAUCUGGAGCCGCACGCGGGCGGGGUUCAGCCUGGUGGAGGAGCGGGAGGAGAUGCCCAACCAGAGGGAGGUGGCGCUGGAGGUGCUGCCCCGCGCGGCGGCGGCGGCGGCGGCGCGCGGAUGAGCCGCACGCCCGCUUCUGGCUCCGUUCCGUUGCCCGGCUGGGCUGGAGGCACGCCCGCGCUUACCCCUGCUGCCCUUCCCUAAACUUGCGUGCACUGAUUUCAUCUGCCCUCUGCCUCUGACUGCACCCUGUUUGCACUGAGCUUGAUCUGCUGCUCCUUUCAUCUGUUGCAAUACACUAAUGUGCCGCAAUCAUGUUGCAAACGCCAUCCC
This is a messenger RNA of Chlorella variabilis, 1223 nucleotides long. RefSeq lists its product as hypothetical. Lineage: Eukaryota; Viridiplantae; Chlorophyta; Trebouxiophyceae; Chlorellales; Chlorellaceae. The transcript has 8 exons. Bases 1 to 1011 code for a protein of 336 amino acids. The record is from RefSeq and is a predicted model, not a curated record.